UCCUCCUCUCUCUGCAAUGACCUGAAGCUCCAGCUCUGCAAGCAGUGAUCAGUGAUGCAUAAUGCAAUGCAGGGCAGCCCGGAAUAAUCUGGUUGGCAUCCAAGGAUGUAUAUUCACCGAGAGGCUGGGGAGUGUGUCAGCAUUUAGUUUCAGUCUAGCUGCACUUUUCCUGCAGCACAGAAUCACAAAGUCUCCGUCUCCUCCUCUGGAUUGGGACUGAUUCUUCACUGGGAGCCUCUGAAAAGACAAAGUUUUCCUCCCUUGUUAUUGCUGUACCACCAUAAUCUACCAAGAUGUGUGACUGCUUUCAUCUAGUUCUUCCUAACUGGCCAGGAUCUCCAGCCAGUGGUUCUGGACGACAGCUGAGACCAGCUGAGCCCCCCGGAGAUGCUGAUGCUGAUGCGGAUGCAGAGGAUGAAGAUUCUGUUAAUGAAGUGGCAGUAGAAGACAUUCGUCCAAGGCCACAGGGAUCCUCUCCAGUUUAUGAGUAUCCCACAGAAGAAGAAUAUUUAAAGCUUCAAGAAGAAAACAAAAAACAUUCUACAGACAAAUCAAAACAGAGUCAUCCACAGGAGACAAUGGAAGUAACCCUGAAAACAGAAGCGGAAGCUGGUGCUAGUGGUUUUAGUGUGAAAGGUGGAGGAGAUGAAGGAAUAUUUAUUAAAAAAGUACUUAAGGAAUCUCCUGCUUCAAAAAUAUUUAGUCUUAAAGAAGGUGAUCAGCUUCUAAGUGCUACAAUAUUUUUUGAUAACAUCAAAUAUGAAGAUGCACUCAAGAUUCUCCAGUAUUCCGAGCCGUACAGAGUCCAGUUCAGCCUCAAAAGAAAAAUUGCUGUGAAAGAAGAGCUGGAACAUUCUACAGCUCAAUACAAGAAGGAAAGAAUAAGCCAGGAGAAAGAACUCAGUGAGAGCAUUCCUGAAGAAACGCUUCAUGUUUCAGGAAAAGCCAUUUCAGAAGAAGACAGGGAAACAUUAAUUGCAAGCCAAAGAGUAGGAAGAAGCAAGAGACCUAAAAAAGACAGAUUAUCAUGGCCAAAAUUCCAGUCAAUCAAAAAUAAAAAGAUAUUGAGGCACAGAAGAUCUCAUAGUACAUCAGAUGCAUAUGAACCUGCUGUACAGGAUAUUUCUCCUACAAGCACAGACACAGAGUCUCAAUUUCCACAAGAAGUUCAUACCAAAGAAAAAAAAGGAAGCCAAAGGAAGCUGAAGUUCCCUAGCAUUGGAUUCAGAAUGCACAGGUCCAAAACAGACCUACAAGAGAAACAAAAAAAAGAAAUAAAAACUACACUGAUCUCUGAAAGAGAAAAAAUACAUGAAGAAGAUAUUAGCCUGGAAAAUCCUGAAAUCCUGACUGUUGAAUAUACCACAUCUCCUGCUUACAAAAUGAAAAUAGGGGAGGUACAGGAAACUUUAACAAAAGACUUAAAAGAUAUGAAAAAUGGCAUCCCAUCUCACGUAAAACAAUGCCCUGAAGUUGAAAUAAGCAUUAAAAAAGAAAAAGACAAGGAAUCAACAUCAAAAUUUAGUUUACCUGAGGUACCAGACAUAACAACAGAGAUACCAAAGCCCAGUUUAGAAACACCUGAUCUGAAAGCAAGUCCAACUGAAAAACCAUCACAAGCAUCAUCAAAAUCCCGAAAAAAGAAACAGAAAGGAACACCAGUUAAAAAAGAAGGAGAAAGUGAAAUUAACAUAGACUUGAUGAGUCACACAGCUAAAGGAUCUACACAGGUAAAAGGCCUAGAAAUAGGAACUGCAAAAGCAGAAUUAACCACAUCCGACACAGGGGAAGCAGGAGAAAAACAAGCAGAAGAAGACACAAAGAUACUAACGAUUCAGAAAACAAAAUUUGGGAUUUCAGUGCCCAAGAAAAAAGAGACAGAGACUGAAACCAUCAAACUGGGAAGUGAUGUUCCACAUUCAGAACCAGAAAAAACAAUGGAUGUGACUUCAGAGGGUGACAGGAAUUUGGAUGUGAAAACACACAUACCUGAUGCAGAACCAGAAGUAUCUUCUUGGAAAAUACAAAUGCCAUCAUUCAAAAUGACCAAAACACCUAAAACUGACAUGAAAAUAGCAAGACAAGAAAGCACAGGUGAAUCAGAAGAUACUGUAAAAAAGGAAUGGAUAGAAGAAGAUGGCAUGCCCACAAGUGACAAAACCUUAAAGUUAGAAAUUGAAAUGAAGACAGGGGAGAAAGAUAUAGAGGGAAAAGAAAACAAAUUCCGACUCCCAAAAUUAAAAUUUCCUACAUUUACCUGGUCAAAUACCAAGGAUGAAACAGGGAAAACUGAAGGACAGAUAAGUGAAAUGGAAGGAAAAGUGCCAACACUAAAAGAAGGAGCAGAAGCAGAGAUAUGUGGAUCAGCAGGAGAAACUAAAGUUCCAAGUGUUGAAGUGAAAACUGAGAUAUCAAAAGGAAAACUGAAAGAAAAUGACAUCAAAGAAAAGACAAAGGUCCAGCUGCCAAGUCCGAAAAAAAUAACUAUAAAAUCUUCCAACGAAGAAAAUGCCUUUCAGAAAACUACUGGAGAAAUAUUGAUGUCAAAAACAGAUAUUGAAAUAAAAAAGGGUGAAGAACAAUCAAAAAUUGACAUGAAGGCUCCCAAGGUGGACAUCAGCGUGCCCUCCGUCGAUGUCACCCUUCCCAAGGCCAGCGUUGACGUGCAGGCACCCGAGGCGACCCUCAGCCUGGAAGGGGAAACAAAAGCCCCAGAGAAGGAGGCCGCCAAGACCAAAGACGGCAAGUUCAAGAUGCCCAAGUUCGGCAUGCCUUCCUUUGGCUGGUCCAGUAGCAGAGAGGCCAAGGGCAGCGUGGCCGCCGAGGUGGACGUCAGCCUCAAGGAGCCCCAGGUGAUGCUGCCCUCGGGAGCCGCCGAAGUGGAGGUGAGCCUGCCUGGCGCCGAGAUCCAAGCGCCCGGCGUGGAGGUGACGCUGGAGGCGGCCGCCACAGGAGAGGGCGAGAAGGGUCGAUUCAAGAUGCCCGACGUCAAGAUGCCCGACGUCAAGAUGCCCAGCGUCAAGCUGCCCAAGGUCAAAGCUCCCCACGCGCAGGUCAGCCUGCCAAAGGCCGAGGUCUCGCUGCCCAAAGGCCAGGAGGGCGAAGUCGCCCUGCAGGGCCCCGAGGCCGAAGGCGGCCUGGAGGUGGCAGCCGGCAAAGUUGAGGGCGGCGGCAUGAAAAUACACAUGCCCAAAGUCAAGGUGCCCAGCGUGGUCUUCUCCAAACCCACCGUCAAGGCUCCCAAAGUGGAGGCCGACGUCAGCCUCCCGCAGGCAGAGCUCAAGGCCGGCACCGCCGAUGUCAGCAUCGUGGCCCCCGACAUCAAGUUGCCCUCCGUCGAAGGCUCCCUUGAGCUCCAGGCGCCCGACAUAGACCUCAAAGCACCCUCCGCUGAAGUCUCGCUCGACGGGGCCAAACUGGAAGCCUCGGGCCUGAAAGGGAAGCUUAAGAUGCCCAAGUUCGACAAGCCCAAAUUUGGAGUGUCCUCCCCCAAAGCGGAAGGGCCCGAGGUCAGCCUGCCCAGCGCAGAGGUCGAGCUCCCCUCCGCCACUGUGACGGCCGCAGGAGAGGGCCCCGGCCUGAGCCUCAAAGCCGACGUCCCCGGCGCCAAAAUCGAAGGGGCCGGCUGGAAGCUGGAGAAGCCCUCCCUGAAAAUGCCCAAAGCUGACAUCAAGGCUCCCAAGGUGGACAUCAGCAUGCCCUCCGUCGACGUCACCCUUCCCAAGGCCAGCGUUGACGUGCAGGCGCCCGAGGCGACCCUCAGCCUGGAAGGGGAAGCAAAAGCCCCAGAGAAGGAGGCCGCCAAGACCAAAGACGGCAAGUUCAAGAUGCCCAAGUUCGGCAUGCCUUCCUUUGGCUGGUCCAGCAGCAGAGAGGCCAAGGGCAGCGUGGCCGCCGAGGUGGACGUCAGCCUCAAGGAGCCCCAAGUGACGGUGCCCUCGGGAGCCACCGAGGUGGACAUCAGCCUCAAGGAGCCCCAGGUGACGCUGCCCUCGGGAGCCGCCGAAGUGGAGGUGAGCCUGCCCGGCGCCGAGAUCCAAGCGCCCGGCGUGGAGGUGACGCUGGAGGCAGCCGCCACAGGAGAGGGCGAGAAGGGUCGAUUCAAGAUGCCCGACAUCAAGAUGCCCGACGUCAAGAUGCCCAGCGUCAAGCUGCCCAAGGUCAAAGCUCCCCACGCGCAGGUCAGCCUGCCAAAGGCCGAGGUCUCGCUGCCCAAAGGCCAGGAGGGCGAAGUCGCCCUGCAGGGCCCCGAGGCCGAAGGCGGCCUGGAGGUGGCAGCCGGCAAAGUUGAGGGCGGCGGCAUGAAAAUACACAUGCCCAAAGUCAAGGUGCCCAGCGUGGUCUUCUCCAAGCCCACCGUCAAGGCUCCCAAAGUGGAGGCCGACGUCAGCCUCCCGCAGGCAGAGCUCAAGGCCGGCGCCGCCGACGUCAGCAUCGCGGCCCCCGACAUCAAGUUGCCCUCCGUCGAAGGCUCCCUCGAGCUCCAGGCGCCCGACAUAGACCUCAAAGCACCCUCCGCUGAAGUCUCGCUCGACGGGGCCAAACUGGAAGCCUCGGGCCUGAAAGGGAAGCUUAAGAUGCCCAAGUUCGACAAGCCCAAAUUUGGAGUGUCCUCCCCCAAGCGGGGGCCCGAGGUCAGCCUGCCCAGCGCAGAGGUCGAGCUCCCCUCCGCCACCGUGACGGCCGCAGGAGAGGGCCCCGGCCUGAGCCUCAAAGCCGACGUCCCCGGCGCCAAAAUCGAAGGGGCCGGCUGGAAGCUGGAGAAGCCCUCCCUGAAAAUGCCCAAAGCUGACAUCAAGGCUCCCAAGGUGGACAUUAGCGUGCCCUCCGUUGACGUCACACUUCCCAAGGCCAGCGUUGACGUGCAGGCGCCCGAGGCGACCCUCAGCCUGGAAGGGGAAGCAAAAACCCCAGAGAAGGAGGCCGCCAAGACCAAAGACGGCAAGUUCAAGAUGCCCAAGUUCGGCAUGCCUUCCUUUGGCUGGUCCAGCAGCAGAGAGGCCAAGGGCAGCGUGGCCGCCGAGGUGGACGUCAGCCUCAAGGAGCCCCAAGUGACGGUGCCCUCGGGAGCCACCGAGGUGGACAUCAGCCUCAAGGAGCCCCAGGUGACGCUGCCCUCGGGAGCCGCCGAAGUGGAGGUGAGCCUGCCCGGCGCCGAGAUCCAAGCGCCCGGCGUGGAGGUGACGCUGGAGGCGGCCGCCACAGGAGAGGGCGAGAAGGGUCGAUUCAAGAUGCCCGACAUCAAGAUGCCCGACGUCAAGAUGCCCAGCGUCAAGCUGCCCAAGGUCAAAGCUCCCCACGCGCAGGUCAGCCUGCCAAAGGCCGAGGUCUCGCUGCCCAAAGGCCAGGAGGGCGAAGUCGCCCUGCAGGGCCCCGAGGCCGAAGGCGGCCUGGAGGUGGCAGCCGGCAAAGUUGAGGGCGGCGGCAUGAAAAUACACAUGCCCAAAGUCAAGGUGCCCAGCGUGGUCUUCUCCAAGCCCACCGUCAAGGCUCCCAAAGUGGAGGCCGACGUCAGCCUCCCGCAGGCAGAGCUCAAGGCCGGCGCCGCCGACGUCAGCAUCGCGGCCCCCGACAUCAAGUUGCCCUCCGUCGAAGGCUCCCUCGAGCUCCAGGCGCCCGACAUAGACCUCAAAGCAGCCUCCGCUGAAGUCUCGCUCGACGGGGCCAAACUGGAAGCCUCGGGCCUGAAAGGGAAGCUUAAGAUGCCCAAGUUCGACAAGCCCAAAUUUGGAGUGUCCUCCCCCAAAGCGGAAGGGCCCGAGGUCAGCCUGCCCAGCGCAGAGGUCGAGCUCCCCUCCGCCACCGUGACGGCCGCAGGAGAGGGCCCCGGCCUGAGCCUCAAAGCCGACGUCCCCGGCGCCAAAAUCGAAGGGGCCGGCUGGAAGCUGGAGAAGCCCUCCCUGAAAAUGCCCAAAGCUGACAUCAAGGCUCCCAAGGUGGACAUCAGCGUGCCCUCCGUCGACGUCACCCUUCCCAAGGCCAGCGUUGACGUGCAGGCGCCCGAGGCGACCCUCAGCCUGGAAGGGGAAGCAAAAGCCCCAGAGAAGGAGGCCGCCAAGACCAAAGACGGCAAGUUCAAGAUGCCCAAGUUCGGCAUGCCUUCCUUUGGCUGGUCCAGCAGCAGAGAGGCCAAGGGCAGCGUGGCCGCCGAGGUGGACGUCAGCCUCAAGGAGCCCCAAGUGACGGUGCCCUCGGGAGCCACCGAGGUGGACAUCAGCCUCAAGGAGCCCCAGGUGACGCUGCCCUCGGGAGCCGCCGAAGUGGAGGUGAGCCUGCCCGGCGCCGAGAUCCAAGCGCCCGGCGUGGAGGUGACGCUGGAGGCGGCCGCCACAGGAGAGGGCGAGAAGGGUCGAUUCAAGAUGCCCGACAUCAAGAUGCCCGACGUCAAGAUGCCCAGCGUCAAGCUGCCCAAGGUCAAAGCUCCCCACGCGCAGGUCAGCCUGCCAAAGGCCGAGGUCUCGCUGCCCAAAGGCCAGGAGGGCGAAGUCGCCCUGCAGGGCCCCGAGGCCGAAGGCGGCCUGGAGGUGGCAGCCGGCAAAGUUGAGGGCGGCGGCAUGAAAAUACACAUGCCCAAAGUCAAGGUGCCCAGCGUGGUCUUCUCCAAGCCCACCGUCAAGGCUCCCAAAGUGGAGGCCGACGUCAGCCUCCCGCAGGCAGAGCUCAAGGCCGGCGCCGCCGACGUCAGCAUCGCGGCCCCCGACAUCAAGUUGCCCUCCGUCGAAGGCUCCCUCGAGCUCCAGGCGCCCGACAUAGACCUCAAAGCACCCUCCGCUGAAGUCUCGCUCGACGGGGCCAAACUGGAAGCCUCGGGCCUGAAAGGGAAGCUUAAGAUGCCCAAGUUCGACAAGCCCAAAUUUGGAGUGUCCUCCCCCAAAGCGGAAGGGCCCGAGGUCAGCCUGCCCAGCGCAGAGGUCGAGCUCCCCUCCGCCACCGUGACGGCCGCAGGAGAGGGCCCCGGCCUGAGCCUCAAAGCCGACGUCCCCGGCGCCAAAAUCGAAGGGGCCGGCUGGAAGCUGGAGAAGCCCUCCCUGAAAAUGCCCAAAGCUGACAUCAAGGCUCCCAAGGUGGACAUCAGCGUGCCCUCCGUCGACGUCACCCUUCCCAAGGCCAGCGUUGACGUGCAGGCGCCCGAGGCGACCCUCAGCCUGGAAGGGGAAGCAAAAGCCCCAGAGAAGGAGGCCGCCAAGACCAAAGACGGCAAGUUCAAGAUGCCCAAGUUCGGCAUGCCUUCCUUUGGCUGGUCCAGCAGCAGAGAGGCCAAGGGCAGCGUGGCCGCCGAGGUGGACGUCAGCCUCAAGGAGCCCCAAGUGACGGUGCCCUCGGGAGCCACCGAGGUGGACAUCAGCCUCAAGGAACCCCAGGUGACGCUGCCCUCGGGAGCCGCCGAAGUGGAGGUGAGCCUGCCCGGCGCCGAGAUCCAAGCGCCCGGCGUGGAGGUGACGCUGGAGGCGGCCGCCACAGGAGAGGGCGAGAAGGGUCGAUUCAAGAUGCCCGACAUCAAGAUGCCCGACGUCAAGAUGCCCAGCGUCAAGCUGCCCAAGGUCAAAGCUCCCCACGCGCAGGUCAGCCUGCCAAAGGCCGAGGUCUCGCUGCCCAAAGGCCAGGAGGGCGAAGUCGCCCUGCAGGGCCCCGAGGCCGAAGGCGGCCUGGAGGUGGCAGCCGGCAAAGUUGAGGGCGGCGGCAUGAAAAUACACAUGCCCAAAGUCAAGGUGCCCAGCGUGGUCUUCUCCAAGCCCACCGUCAAGGCUCCCAAAGUGGAGGCCGACGUCAGCCUCCCGCAGGCAGAGCUCAAGGCCGGCGCCGCCGACGUCAGCAUCGCGGCCCCCGACAUCAAGUUGCCCUCCGUCGAAGGCUCCCUCGAGCUCCAGGCGCCCGACAUAGACCUCAAAGCACCCUCCGCUGAAGUCUCGCUCGACGGGGCCAAACUGGAAGCCUCGGGCCUGAAAGGGAAGCUUAAGCUGCCCAAGUUCGACAAGCCCAAAUUUGGAGUGUCCUCCCCCAAAGCGGAAGGGCCCGAGGUCAGCCUGCCCAGCGCAGAGGUCGAGCUCCCCUCCGCCACCGUGACGGCCGCAGGAGAGGGCCCCGGCCUGAGCCUCAAAGCCGACGUCCCCGGCGCCAAAAUCGAAGGGGCCGGCUGGAAGCUGGAGAAGCCCUCCCUGAAAAUGCCCAAAGCUGACAUCAAGGCUCCCAAGGUGGACAUCAGCGUGCCCUCCGUCGACGUCACCCUUCCCAAGGCCAGCGUUGACGUGCAGGCGCCCGAGGCGACCCUCAGCCUGGAAGGGGAAGCAAAAGCCCCAGAGAAGGAGGCCGCCAAGACCAAAGACGGCAAGUUCAAGAUGCCCAAGUUCGGCAUGCCUUCCUUUGGCUGGUCCAGCAGCAGAGAGGCCAAGGGCAGCGUGGCCGCCGAGGUGGACGUCAGCCUCAAGGAGCCCCAAGUGACGGUGCCCUCGGGAGCCACCGAGGUGGACAUCAGCCUCAAGGAACCCCAGGUGACGCUGCCCUCGGGAGCCGCCGAAGUGGAGGUGAGCCUGCCCGGCGCCGAGAUCCAAGCGCCCGGCGUGGAGGUGACGCUGGAGGCGGCCGCCACAGGAGAGGGCGAGAAGGGUCGAUUCAAGAUGCCCGACAUCAAGAUGCCCGACGUCAAGAUGCCCAGCGUCAAGCUGCCCAAGGUCAAAGCUCCCCACGCGCAGGUCAGCCUGCCAAAGGCCGAGGUCUCGCUGCCCAAAGGCCAGGAGGGCGAAGUCGCCCUGCAGGGCCCCGAGGCCGAAGGCGGCCUGGAGGUGGCAGCCGGCAAAGUUGAGGGCGGCGGCAUGAAAAUACACAUGCCCAAAGUCAAGGUGCCCAGCGUGGUCUUCUCCAAGCCCACCGUCAAGGCUCCCAAAGUGGAGGCCGACGUCAGCCUCCCGCAGGCAGAGCUCAAGGCCGGCGCCGCCGACGUCAGCAUCGCGGCCCCCGACAUCAAGUUGCCCUCCGUCGAAGGCUCCCUCGAGCUCCAGGCGCCCGACAUAGACCUCAAAGCACCCUCCGCUGAAGUCUCGCUCGACGGGGCCAAACUGGAAGCCUCGGGCCUGAAAGGGAAGCUUAAGAUGCCCAAGUUCGACAAGCCCAAAUUUGGAGUGUCCUCCCCCAAAGCGGAAGGGCCCGAGGUCAGCCUGUCCAGCGCAGAGGUCGAGCUCCCCUCCGCCACCGUGACGGCCGCAGGAGAGGGCCCCGGCCUGAGCCUCAAAGCCGACGUCCCCGGCGCCAAAAUCGAAGGGGCCGGCUGGAAGCUGGAGAAGCCCUCCCUGAAAAUGCCCAAAGCUGACAUCAAGGCUCCCAAGGUGGACAUCAGCGUGCCCUCCGUCGACGUCACCCUUCCCAAGGCCAGCGUUGACGUGCAGGCGCCCGAGGCGACCCUCAGCCUGGAAGGGGAAGCAAAAGCCCCAGAGAAGGAGGCCGCCAAGACCAAAGACGGCAAGUUCAAGAUGCCCAAGUUCGGCAUGCCUUCCUUUGGCUGGUCCAGCAGCAGAGAGGCCAAGGGCAGCGUGGCCGCCGAGGUGGACGUCAGCCUCAAGGAGCCCCAAGUGACGGUGCCCUCGGGAGCCACCGAGGUGGACAUCAGCCUCAAGGAACCCCAGGUGACGCUGCCCUCGGGAGCCGCCGAAGUGGAGGUGAGCCUGCCCGGCGCCGAGAUCCAAGCGCCCGGCGUGGAGGUGACGCUGGAGGCGGCCGCCACAGGAGAGGGCGAGAAGGGUCGAUUCAAGAUGCCCGACAUCAAGAUGCCCGACGUCAAGAUGCCCAGCGUCAAGCUGCCCAAGGUCAAAGCUCCCCACGCGCAGGUCAGCCUGCCAAAGGCCGAGGUCUCGCUGCCCAAAGGCCAGGAGGGCGAAGUCGCCCUGCAGGGCCCCGAGGCCGAAGGCGGCCUGGAGGUGGCAGCCGGCAAAGUUGAGGGCGGCGGCAUGAAAAUACACAUGCCCAAAGUCAAGGUGCCCAGCGUGGUCUUCUCCAAGCCCACCGUCAAGGCUCCCAAAGUGGAGGCCGACGUCAGCCUCCCGCAGGCAGAGCUCAAGGCCGGCGCCGCCGACGUCAGCAUCGCGGCCCCCGACAUCAAGUUGCCCUCCGUCGAAGGCUCCCUCGAGCUCCAGGCGCCCGACAUAGACCUCAAAGCACCCUCCGCUGAAGUCUCGCUCGACGGGGCCAAACUGGAAGCCUCGGGCCUGAAAGGGAAGCUUAAGAUGCCCAAGUUCGACAAGCCCAAAUUUGGAGUGUCCUCCCCCAAAGCGGAAGGGCCCGAGGUCAGCCUGUCCAGCGCAGAGGUCGAGCUCCCCUCCGCCACCGUGACGGCCGCAGGAGAGGGCCCCGGCCUGAACCUCAAAGCCGACGUCCCCGGCGCCAAAAUCGAAGGGGCCGGCUGGAAGCUGGAGAAGCCCUCCCUGAAAAUGCCCAAAGCUGACAUCAAGGCUCCCAAGGUGGACAUCAGCGUGCCCUCCGUCGACGUCACCCUUCCCAAGGCCAGCGUUGACGUGCAGGCGCCCGAGGCGACCCUCAGCCUGGAAGGGGAAGCAAAAGCCCCAGAGAAGGAGGCCGCCAAGACCAAAGACGGCAAGUUCAAGAUGCCCAAGUUCGGCAUGCCUUCCUUUGGCUGGUCCAGCAGCAGAGAGGCCAAGGGCAGCGUGGCCGCCGAGGUGGACGUCAGCCUCAAGGAGCCCCAAGUGACGGUGCCCUCGGGAGCCACCGAGGUGGACAUCAGCCUCAAGGAACCCCAGGUGACGCUGCCCUCGGGAGCCGCCGAAGUGGAGGUGAGCCUGCCCGGCGCCAAGAUCCAAGCGCCCGGCGUGGAGGUGACGCUGGAGGCGGCCGCCACAGGAGAGGGCGAGAAGGGUCGAUUCAAGAUGCCCGACAUCAAGAUGCCCGACGUCAAGAUGCCCAGCGUCAAGCUGCCCAAGGUCAAAGCUCCCCACGCGCAGGUCAGCCUGCCAAAGGCCGAGGUCUCGCUGCCCAAAGGCCAGGAGGGCAAAGUCGCCCUGCAGGGCCCCGAGGCCGAAGGCGGCCUGGAGGUGGCAGCCGGCAAAGUUGAGGGCGGCGGCAUGAAAAUACACAUGCCCAAAGUCAAGGUGCCCAGCGUGGUCUUCUCCAAGCCCACCGUCAAGGCUCCCAAAGUGGAGGCCGACGUCAGCCUCCCGCAGGCAGAGCUCAAGGCCGGCGCCGCCGACGUCAGCAUCGCGGCCCCCGACAUCAAGUUGCCCUCCGUCGAAGGCUCCCUCGAGCUCCAGGCGCCCGACAUAGACCUCAAAGCACCCUCCGCUGAAGUCUCGCUCGACGGGGCCAAACUGGAAGCCUCGGGCCUGAAAGGGAAGCUUAAGAUGCCCAAGUUCGACAAGCCCAAAUUUGGAGUGUCCUCCCCCAAAGCGGAAGGGCCCGAGGUCAGCCUGCCCAGCGCAGAGGUCGAGCUCCCCUCCGCCACCGUGACGGCCGCAGGAGAGGGCCCCGGCCUGAGCCUCAAAGCCGACGUCCCCGGCGCCAAAAUCGAAGGGGCCGGCUGGAAGCUGGAGAAGCCCUCCCUGAAAAUGCCCAAAGCUGACAUCAAGGCUCCCAAGGUGGACAUCAGCGUGCCCUCCGUCGACGUCACCCUUCCCAAGGCCAGCGUUGACGUGCAGGCGCCCGAGGCGACCCUCAGCCUGGAAGGGGAAGCAAAAGCCCCAGAGAAGGAGGCCGCCAAGACCAAAGACGGCAAGUUCAAGAUGCCCAAGUUCGGCAUGCCUUCCUUUGGCUGGUCCAGCAGCAGAGAGGCCAAGGGCAGCGUGGCCGCCGAGGUGGACGUCAGCCUCAAGGAGCCCCAAGUGACGGUGCCCUCGGGAGCCACUGAGGUGGACAUCAGCCUCAAGGAGCCCCAGGUGACGCUGCCCUCGGGAGCCGCCGAACUCCAGGCACCCGACAUAGACCUCAAAGCACCCUCCGCUGAAGUCUCGCUCGACGGGGCCAAACUGGAAGCCUCGGGCCUGAAAGGGAAGUUUAAGAUGCCCAAGUUCGACAAGCCCAAAUUUGGAGUGUCCUCCCCCAAAGCGGAAGGGCCCGAGGUCAGCCUGCCCAGCGCAGAGGUCGAGCUGCCCUCCGCCACCGUGACGGCCGCAGGAGAGGGCCCCGGCCUGAGCCUCAAAGCCGACGUCCCCGGCGCCAAAAUCGAAGGGGCCGGCUGGAAGCUGGAGAAGCCCUCCCUGAAAAUGCCCAAAGCUGACAUCAAGGCUCCCAAGGUGGACAUCAGCGUGCCCUCCGUCGACGUCACCCUUCCCAAGGCCAGCGUUGACGUGCAGGCGCCCGAGGCGACCCUCAGCCUGGAAGGGGAAGCAAAAGCCCCAGAGAAGGAGGCCGCCAAGACCAAAGACGGCAAGUUCAAGAUGCCCAAGUUCGGCAUGCCUUCCUUUGGCUGGUCCAGCAGCAGAGAGGCCAAGGGCAGCGUGGCCGCCGAGGUGGACGUCAGCCUCAAGGAGCCCCAAGUGACGGUGCCCUCGGGAGCCACCGAGGUGGACAUCAGCCUCAAGGAACCCCAGGUGACGCUGCCCUCGGGAGCCGCCGAAGUGGAGGUGAGCCUGCCCGGCGCCGAGAUCCAAGCGCCCGGCGUGGAGGUGACGCUGGAGGCGGCCGCCACAGGAGAGGGCGAGAAGGGUCGAUUCAAGAUGCCCGACAUCAAGAUGCCCGAUGUCAAGAUGCCCAGCGUCAAGCUGCCCAAGGUCAAAGCUCCCCACGCGCAGGUCAGCCUGCCAAAGGCCGAGGUCUCGCUGCCCAAAGGCCAGGAGGGCGAAGUCGCCCUGCAGGGCCCCGAGGCCGAAGGCGGCCUGGAGGUGGCAGCCGGCAAAGUUGAGGGCGGCGGCAUGAAAAUACACAUGCCCAAAGUCAAGGUGCCCAGCGUGGUCUUCUCCAAGCCCACCGUCAAGGCUCCCAAAGUGGAGGCCGACGUCAGCCUCCAGCAGGCAGAGCUCAAGGCCGGCGCCGCCGACGUCAGCAUCGCGGCCCCCGACAUCAAGUUGCCCUCCGUCGAAGGCUCCCUCGAGCUCCAGGCGCCCGACAUAGACCUCAAAGCACCCUCCGCUGAAGUCUCGCUCGACGGGGCCAAACUGGAAGCCUCGGGCCUGAAAGGGAAGCUUAAGAUGCCCAAGUUCGACAAGCCCAAAUUUGGAGUGUCCUCCCCCAAAGCGGAAGGGCCCGAGGUCAGCCUGUCCAGCGCAGAGGUCGAGCUCCCCUCCGCCACCGUGAUGGCCGCAGGAGAGGGCCCCGGCCUGAGCCUCAAAGCCGACGUCCCCGGCGCCAAAAUCGAAGGGGCCGGCUGGAAGCUGGAGAAGCCCUCCCUGAAAAUGCCCAAAGCUGACAUCAAGGCUCCCAAGGUGGACAUCAGCGUGCCCUCCGUCGACGUCACCCUUCCCAAGGCCAGCGUUGACGUGCAGGCGCCCGAGGCGACCCUCAGCCUGGAAGGGGAAGCAAAAGCCCCAGAGAAGGAGGCCGCCAAGACCAAAGACGGCAAGUUCAAGAUGCCCAAGUUCGGCAUGCCUUCCUUUGGCUGGUCCAGCAGCAGAGAGGCCAAGGGCAGCGUGGCCGCCGAGGUGGACGUCAGCCUCAAGGAGCCCCAAGUGACGGUGCCCUCGGGAGCCACCGAGGUGGACAUCAGCCUCAAGGAACCCCAGGUGACGCUGCCCUCGGGAGCCGCCGAAGUGGAGGUGAGCCUGCCCGGCGCCGAGAUCCAAGCGCCCGGCGUGGAGGUGACGCUGGAGGCGGCCGCCACAGGAGAGGGCGAGAAGGGUCGAUUCAAGAUGCCCGACAUCAAGAUGCCCGACGUCAAGAUGCCCAGCGUCAAGCUGCCCAAGGUCAAAGCUCCCCACGCGCAGGUCAGCCUGCCAAAGGCCGAGGUCUCGCUGCCCAAAGGCCAGGAGGGCGAAGUCGCCCUGCAGGGCCCCGAGGCCGAAGGCGGCCUGGAGGUGGCAGCCGGCAAAGUUGAGGGCGGCGGCAUGAAAAUACACAUGCCCAAAGUCAAGGUGCCCAGCGUGGUCUUCUCCAAGCCCACCGUCAAGGCUCCCAAAGUGGAGGCCGACGUCAGCCUCCCGCAGGCAGAGCUCAAGGCCGGCGCCGCCGACGUCAGCAUCGCGGCCCCCGACAUCAAGUUGCCCUCCGUCGAAGGCUCCCUCGAGCUCCAGGCGCCCGACAUAGACCUCAAAGCAGCCUCCGCUGAAGUCUCGCUCGACGGGGCCAAACUGGAAGCCUCGGGCCUGAAAGGGAAGCUUAAGAUGCCCAAGUUCGACAAGCCCAAAUUUGGAGUGUCCUCCCCCAAAGCGGAAGGGCCCGAGGUCAGCCUGUCCAGCGCAGAGGUCGAGCUCCCCUCCGCCACCGUGACGGCCGCAGGAGAGGGCCCCGGCCUGAGCCUCAAAGCCGACGUCCCCGGCGCCAAAAUCGAAGGGGCCGGCUGGAAGCUGGAGAAGCCCUCCCUGAAAAUGCCCAAAGCUGACAUCAAGGCUCCCAAGGUGGACAUCAGCGUGCCCUCCGUCGACGUCACCCUUCCCAAGGCCAGCGUUGACGUGCAGGCGCCCGAGGCGACCCUCAGCCUGGAAGGGGAAGCAAAAGCCCCAGAGAAGGAGGCCGCCAAGACCAAAGACGGCAAGUUCAAGAUGCCCAAGUUCGGCAUGCCUUCCUUUGGCUGGUCCAGCAGCAGAGAGGCCAAGGGCAGCGUGGCCGCCGAGGUGGACGUCAGCCUCAAGGAGCCCCAAGUGACGGUGCCCUCGGGAGCCACUGAGGUGGACAUCAGCCUCAAGGAGCCCCAGGUGACGCUGCCCUCGGGAGCCGCCGAAGUGGAGGUGAGCCUGCCCGGCGCCGAGAUCCAAGCUCCCGGCGUGGAGGUGACGCUGGAGGCGGCCGCCACAGGAGAGGGCGAGAAGGGUCGAUUCAAGAUGCCCGACAUCAAGAUGCCCGACGUCAAGAUGCCCAGCGUCAAGCUGCCCAAGGUCAAAGCUCCCCACGCGCAGGUCAGCCUGCCAAAGGCCGAGGUCUCGCUGCCCAAAGGCCAGGAGGGCGAAGUCGCCCUGCAGGGCCCCGAGGCCGAAGGCGGCCUGGAGGUGGCAGCCGGCAAAGUUGAGGGCGGCGGCAUGAAAAUACACAUGCCCAAAGUCAAGGUGCCCAGCGUGGUCUUCUCCAAGCCCACCGUCAAGGCUCCCAAAGUGGAGGCCGACGUCAGCCUCCCGCAGGCAGAGCUCAAGGCCGGCGCCGCCGACGUCAGCAUCGCGGCCCCCGACAUCAAGUUGCCCUCCGUCGAAGGCUCCCUUGAGCUCCAGGCACCCGACAUAGACCUCAAAGCACCCUCCGCUGAAGUCUCGCUCGACGGGGCCAAACUGGAAGCCUCGGGCCUGAAAGGGAAGUUUAAGAUGCCCAAGUUCGACAAGCCCAAAUUUGGAGUGUCCUCCCCCAAAGCGGAAGGGCCCGAGGUCAGCCUGCCCAGCGCAGAGGUCGAGCUCCCCUCCGCCACCGUGACGGCCGCAGGAGAGGGCCCCGGCCUGAGCCUCAAAGCCGACGUCCCCGGCGCCAAAAUCGAAGGGGCCGGCUGGAAGCUGGAGAAGCCCUCCCUGAAAAUGCCCAAAGCUGACAUCAAGGCUCCCAAGGUGGACAUCAGCGUGCCCUCCGUCGACGUCACCCUUCCCAAGGCCAGCGUUGACGUGCAGGCGCCCGAGGCGACCCUCAGCCUGGAAGGGGAAGCAAAAGCCCCAGAGAAGGAGGCCGCCAAGACCAAAGACGGCAAGUUCAAGAUGCCCAAGUUCGGCAUGCCUUCCUUUGGCUGGUCCAGCAGCAGAGAGGCCAAGGGCAGCGUGGCCGCCGAGGUGGACGUCAGCCUCAAGGAGCCCCAAGUGACGGUGCCCUCGGGAGCCACCGAGGUGGACAUUACCCUGCCUGGGGCUGAGAUCCAUGUACCUGCUUCUGAAGUUCCUCUUGAUUCCUUGUCUUUUAUAGAGGACGAGAUGGGUAAAUCUCAAAGUUCUCUUUUUAGAAUGCAGAAAGUUUCUGUUUCUAAAAGUUCCAAACCUCAUGGAGAAAGUAAAUCCAGAGCUGAUGUUUCAAUGUCAGAAUCUCUUAGUUGUUCUGUAACAGAGGAUACUCCUACUGUUCUUUCAGGUAGUGUCGCAUCUAAGCCUUUGCCUGACUUAAAGGGAGAUAUUGUAUCUAAAAAUACUAGGUUCAGAAUUCCUAGCUUGGGUUUCUCCAAGGUUGAUUUGAGUUCAUCUGGAAGUGACCCUGAGUCCUCAUUUCAAAAAAAGGAUAUUACACUUACUAAAUACCAAGUUAAUCUAACGGAAUCUGAAUCAAAAGUACCAUCUCUUGCAGAUGAAAAUUUUUCAGAUUUUGAAAUUUUAAAUGAAGAUGGUUCUGUGGAGCAAGAAGGUCUUAAGCCAGAAGUUAAAACAAGAGCUGCUGAAAUAUCUUUGGGUGACACAGAUAUUACAGUUAAAAUUCCUAAGUUUAGAAAACCAAAAUUUGGAAUUCGAUCUAAGGGUAAAGCAUCAGAAAGUGACAUUGAUUUCAAAGUGGAAUCUGAAAUUUCCAAGGCAAGGAUAACAUCUGAUAUGACUGAUCCUGAUACUGGAAAACCAACUGUGAUCUCUGAUGUCAAGUUAGGUGUAAAGUUGCACAAGCCUUCACUUGAAGUUGUUCUGGAUGCACCAGUACUGGAUCCCAGUCUCUCACAAAUAGAAGUUACCAUGCCAAAAUCAGGAGAAAUCCAUGGCACAGAUUUAGACUGCAAGGCAGACCAGGAAGUAAUUUCAGGAGAGAAGGAUACUGAGGGGAAAGAAAACAAAUCUAAAUCGUCAAAAUUCAAACUGCCUUCAUUUCGUUGGUCUCCAAAGAAAGAAGCUAUUGUUCCAUCUCAGGUUGAAAAACAUCUGGAAGAACCCCCUUUGUGUACUUUAUCUGGAGACAAAGACUCUGAAUUAACUUUUCCUACUCCUGAGAAUCAAUACGUUCAUGUAGAACUUGACACAUCUAUAGAAAAAGAUGGUGAAAAGAUCAGAAACAAGAAGUCCCAAUUUACCAUGCCAAAGAUCUCAUUCCCUAAAAUUAAGGGUCAGAAAGUCCAAGUCUCUCUGCCUGUACUGGAAACUGAUAUCUGUGGUCCCAAACAAGAAAAAGAUGGUAUUUCAGUACAGAAAUCUGAGAAAGAGAUUAGUGGGGAAGGGGCUGGAAUGAGCAUAAAAAUGCCAAAAGUUACGGUCCCAACUUCGGAAUUUUCCAAACCAGAAGUCAAAGCUCCCGAAAUAGACAUGGAUAUUAGCAGGCCUACAGGUGAAGUCAUACUUCGUAUGUGUGAAGAAGAUGAUCUAAAAUUGAAAUCAGCUGCUGCUAAUGCCAGCCUCUCCACCUCAGAUAUUAGGAUGGUAACUGAAGGUUCACUUGAGAUAAAGAGUCCUGACGCAAGUGUUGAAAGAACAUCAAGUGAAAUUGCUGUGAGUGAUGUAGAAAUAAAAGCUGAAGGUCCUGAAGGGAAAACAAAAAUGUCUAAAUUCCAAAUGCCAAAGUUGGGAAUUACACUUUCUAAAGGGAAAGGGCCAGAAAAGGAGGUCAGCCAAUCCAAAUCAGAAGUCAAGGUUUCCCAGCUAAAAGCAACAGUAGAAAUAUCUGACAUUGUUGUUGAAGGACCAAACUUGGAGGUGGAAUGUGGCACAGGAACAGAGACUUACAGCCCUCAAGUCAAAAUGGCCAAAACUGACAGUAAGGCAUCAGAGUCUGAUGUUCACCUCCGUUCAGAUGACAUUUCUAUUCCAAAACCAGACAGUGAUAUUCAAGAUUCAGAUGCAGCACUAAAAAUCAAAGGGGAAAUAAAGCCAGAUGGAGAUGGAGAAGAGAAAGAAGGACAUUUCAAAAUGCCAAAAUUCAAACUUCCAUCCUUCAGUUGGUCACCAAAGAAGGAAGCAAGUGUUAAACCCGAUUCUGGAGCAAAUCUGGAAGACCAAAAGCUUGCUGUAAUGCCAAGCAGAAUAGAUACAGAAGUGAGAGGAAGUGGAAUGGAUGAUGAAGGUAGUGGAACAACCCUUGAUCUGGAAAUAUCUACAGGAAAAGUUGAACAAAAAAGUCCAAUUAAAAAGCCUCAAUUUGUCAUGCCUAAAAUUUCACUGUCCAAGAUCAAGGUUCCAAAAUCUCAGUCUCAUUCGUCAAAAGUUGAAGUUGAUGGUGCUCUUCUUAAAAUGGAAAGAGAGGGUGAUGAUUCAAUUCAGAUACCUGAUAUAGAAAGAAGUCAUUCUGAAAGGACUGAAGAAGGGGCACAAAUAAGCAUAAAAGUGGCUGAUGUUAAGUUCCACACUUUGGAGUUUUCCAAAAUAGAAACUGAAGUCUCUCAGAAUGAAAUGGGAAUCAGCUCAGCAAAGAUUGAUGCUGCUCUAACUCCCUCAGAGGGGAGUUUUCAACAGAUUGACCUAAAGUCAAGCUCUACCAAUGAAUGUAAUAUUCAAAAAACAGGUAUUAAGUUCCCCAAAGGAGAAGCUUCAGUUGAACUGAAGAGCCCUGAAAUAGUAAUAGAAAGAUCAUCAGUUGUGGAUGGAAGAAAAGUGAAAUUAGAAGGUCCUGAAGGGAAGAUUAAAAUGCCCAAAUUCCAGAAACCAAAGUUUGGAAUCUCCCUAACAAAAGGGAAAUGCCCAGAGGCAGAGAUCACCUCUCCAAAAAUAGAAGCUGAGCAACCCCAGCUAAAAAUUGCUGACAUUGCUGUGGGAGUUCCAGCAUCAGAACUUAUAUCUGAUAUAUCAGAUCCUGGAGUAGUUGUUUGUAAAAUAAAAACACCCGAAGAUCUGACUGGUGUCAUUGAAGCUCCAAAAGUAGACGUAAGCCUCCAGUCAGUGUCUAAACCAAGGACAGAGAGAGUUAUUGAGAGUCUUGAGGACAAAGAAAUCAAAUUUAAAGAACAUGAAAUAAAAGAUGAAGAAGUUCGGACUGAAGAACAUCAGGGAUGGUUUAAAAUGCCAAAAUUCAGAAUACCUGCAUUUGGCAGGACAUCCUUAAAGGAAAAAAAAUGUGAUGCUGAUAUUGAAAGUACGGAAAAAGCUCAGGCGAGCAUUCCCUCUGCAAAACUACAAACUGAAACAAGUAUUCCUGAAAAUACCUUCUCAUUACCACAUGCAGUUGCUGAAAUUACUAUUGGAGAAGCAGGGAUUAAAAAAAUUGAAGAUUCUGUGAGGAGUUCUGAUGUUAGCUUGUCGAAGAUGGAAGGAGAUAUUUCAUUGUCCACAGAAAGAACAGAUAGUAGAGUGAAUAUUCCAAAAACUGAAACUUAUGCAGACAUAGUUAAGCGUGGUGCUGAAGGACAAAAAAUGCAUACUUCAGAAUUCACAGUAUCUGCAGCAGAAUUGCCUAAAUCAUACCUAAGUGCUUCAGAAACUGGCAAAGACAACAGUUUAACAAAUAGGUUUUCUACAGGCACUCUGACUUUUCAAGAGCAUAAAGUCAAACCACAGGAUAUGGAGGUUCCAGAGGUAGAAAGUUCCACUAAGUUAGAGACUUCAGGAGUAGGAUGCAAACCAUCAUCAGCUGAAAUUACUCUGGAUGCAAUACAGGAGAAAACAGAUGUUAGACUUCCAAAGGAAGAGCUUGAUAUUCCAAAUAAAGAGGCAGCAAUUAAAAAAGGAAAGAUAAAGGGUGAGGUGAAAAUUAUAGGAAAAGACAGUGAAGAAAGUCAGUUAAAAAGGACUAUGUGUGAAUGGUCUACAACAAAGGGAUCAGCAGAUGGUACUUAUGUUACUGCUAAGCUGGAAGAUCUAAAAGUAGAAGUUCCAGGAGUGAAGACGAAUGUUAAAAUUACUAGAGUAGAUCCUGAAAUGAAAUUUCAAGUGAAAAGUGUUGAAAAGGAUGUGUCUGCAGGAAUGGAAGUGCAAGUAGAAGAUAGAGAAGAAACAAGUAAAACUAAAGCAUACAAGUUUAAGAUUCCAAAGUUUGGAAUGUUUCAUUCAGAAAUUAAGGGUUUGGAAGGUGAUAUCAGUGUUACAAAGUCAGGAGCUGAUUCAAUAUCUAAAAGUGAAAUAGGCACAGCAGAAAUGCAGUUACAGAAACCAGAAGGAUCUGUUGGCCUGAAAAGUCCAGCUCUGGAUUAUAUGGAAGCAUCUGCCAGAAUAACAGGGGAAACAGUGGACCAAUCAGAAAGUGGCCCAGAAGUAAUUGUAAGAAUUCCCAGACUAAAAAUACCAAGAUUCACUUUUAAAACUCUCCCAAUUGAAACUGAUGUUUUAGUGUCAAAAGUGGCAACAGAUCCAAAGGGAUCUAGUUCUGAUAUUGAAAUAGUGCAACUGGAAGCAAGCUCUGCUAUCUCUGAUGAAACACCAGGGGCUUUAGAGGGGAGUAUUCAAAAAGCAAAAAGCAAAAUUUUGAUGCUGACUGAACCUGACAUUAAAACAGCACAAAUGACAACUACCAUAGAGUCCUCCCUUUCAAAUGCAGGUCAGGACAUUCAUUGGUCUUACAUAGAAGGCCAAGAAGUGAGUGAGAAAGUAGAACCUGAACACGUUGCUAUUGAAAGGUGUGAGAUUUACACUACUGAAAUACUGAAAGAAUCAGAGAUUCUGUCAUCAAAAGUCAAAACUGCUACAUUGGGAUUCUCAUUGCUCAAGGCAAAGUUGCCUGAAUCACACAGUGACUUAGAAGUGCUAGUCCAGCAGCCAUCUCCGACGGAAGGUGGAUCAGUGAAAAAAUCUACAUGUGCUGGGGAAAGCUUUGGAGUAGCAGCACAGAGAACUGGCAGUGCUGAGCUUAAACUGUCUGACAAACCACAUCAUGAGUCCGAAAAAUUUAGUGGAGAAAUAAGUUUGCCAAAGUUAAAAACGUAUGCUGCUGAAGCAAAGCCUUCCAGUAAACUUGAAGAGGGUCUUCCUGAUAAAUCACCAGAGCGAAUAACUUCAGGUCCUCUCUCUAAAGAUGAGAAUGUAGCUGAAGCCGUGGAAGGUGAAGAAAAAGACAAAACCAAUGAGAAAGAAAAGACUGAUAGCAAAAGAUCUCCUGGAAGAUUCAAGUUUUGGCUUCCAGGGAUUGGCUUUUCAUCUUCUGGUGAUGAAGCAAGCACAGAUGUAAAAACAGAAGUAAAAAAAUCAGAUCCAGAAGAUAUGAAAUCUGCUGACACAUCAGAUGAUUUCUCUAAGCAAACUGAAAAAACUGGAUGGUUUAGAUUUCCCAAGCUUGGUUUCACAUCUCCUUCCAAAAAGGCUAAGUCUGUUGAAAAAGAAGAGAUGGGUCAUAAAGAGGGAAGAAUCUCAGAUGAAGAUAGCCCAUCAGAUAAACCUGAUGUAUUUUUUGAUGCUCAAGAAAGCUUAUCACCUAAAGAAACAACAAGGGAUGAAAAAGUUGAAAUUGAUGGGGCCUCAUCUAUUGUGACAUCUUUGGCAAGAACUGAACUAAUCUUGUUGGAGGAAGAAAAAGAUAGUAAAUCUAAUGUUGAUGGAGAUAUAACCAAAUGAAGGUUGUAUUUUCUCAGUACUCAAUGAAAACAAAAUCAUCUACAUGCACAGAAAAAAUGUUUUUUUAAUUUUCUGGUAACUGAAAAUUAAAACCCAAAGCUGAUGUUAAUAAAAAGAGUUGAACAGAAUUUACCAUAUGUAAAUUUUCAUUACAUGGAUGUACUAUAUUGUGCACUAAUAAAAAUAAUGAUUUCUUCAAAUCUGCCCCAAAGGCAAGAAUUAUGACAAGAGGAGCCCAUAGUUUGAACAAAGUCUGAAAAAACAUACCUGAAUCAUGAAAGUAAACCAUUGAAAGGCUCAGUGAUAGCAAAAGGUUUUUUAAAUAGGCUUCUCAAUACACACAAUGUAACUACGUUUAGAUAACAGUUUAUUUCCGGAAUGGGUUAUAAACUAGUACUAUAAGAACUAUAUUUACCUCUUUAGAUUUUGGACCUUUCUGACCUACUUUUGCUUUCUUAUUAAAAUGUUUUUCUUUAUUUCAGCUAAAGUAGUGUGUAUAUUCCACGAACAUUUUAAAAUAUAAAAUAAAAAUUAAAUACUAGUGUAGAGAGACUAACACUUUACCUCUUCCUCUCUUCUGAUUUUUUUAUUAUUGUGGUGGGUCAUAUUUAGCCUUAAAAGAUUUUAAAAAUACCAAAACAAAACCCAACAGAAUAAUUUCAAGACCAAAAACUUGUAACUAAUUCACAUUUUUAAGAUACCAGAAUAAAACAUGCUUACAAAGAAUAAUUAUAAGAAUGUGGAUAAAUAAAUUUUAAUGUAUAUAUUUAUGGGAUAGUUAAAUGCUUAGAAUGAUCUGCCACACUGGUGGAAUUGCUUCAAAGAUUUUCUGGGAAAGGAGGUGUAUAUAAUUAUUUGCUUCUUUGUUUAUAUCAAUGCUUCUCUCAAGGGCACAAUGGAAAACAGAGUGCAUAUGUGACAGCCUUCACAUGUACCAUUAAAACACUGUCUGUAUUAUUAAAGUCACAAUAAACUCACCAUAUGGAUAAUAA
This is a messenger RNA of Chiroxiphia lanceolata (lance-tailed manakin), 22426 nucleotides long. It is a transcript of the gene AHNAK2, whose product is annotated as AHNAK nucleoprotein 2. Gene Ontology annotation, molecular function: protein binding. Gene Ontology annotation, biological process: regulation of RNA splicing. Gene Ontology annotation, cellular component: cytoplasm; nucleus; costamere. Lineage: Eukaryota; Metazoa; Chordata; Aves; Passeriformes; Pipridae. The record is from RefSeq and is a predicted model, not a curated record.